Messenger RNA from Protopolystoma xenopodis, 3132 nucleotides. The record is from the annotation of a GenBank genome assembly. Lineage: Eukaryota; Metazoa; Platyhelminthes; Monogenea; Polystomatidea; Polystomatidae.
UUUGUUGCUGAGCUUUCACCAAUAAAUGUGCUUGAAGGCGAAGAGAUCUUCCUAACUGCAACUGUUCAGGGGCGUCCUCAACCAGCUGACGUCUUAUGGACUCAUAAUGGCACAGCUCUGCGCCCCGAAAACACAGAUGCUGCACUUUACUAUGCCCCAGAGACGGGAGUAUGCGAGUUAACCAUCUCAGAGGCGUUUCCUGAGGACUCCGGUCUUUACUCGGUUGAGGCGCAUAAUAUUUAUGGCAAGGCGGUCUCACAAACCGAGGUUAGGGUGGGCGCCGAGAAACAUGUCGUAAUGAUGAGAGAGAUUAUUGUGGAAGAGGAAAUUGAGCUUUUGAGAGCGGGUGAGGACGAUAAUUUGCUACUUGUUGAGGUACCUGUCCAAAAGGAGACGACAACUGCGGAACUGGUUACCAAGUCAGUUACGUUUGCGGACACUGUCAGUUUUGAGCUUUACUCGCCAACCGAAAUGGUGCCUGUGACAAUAGAAGAGCGACUGGCAUAUGAAGAGACUGAAGUUUUUAAGUCAGAAAGCCUAGAGUCCCUGGAGCACAGUGAAGCCUCGUUCACUACAACCGACGAAGAGUUCGUCCAGCUUAUUUCAGAGGAGCCUGAGGAGAUGUCUAUUGAGAGUAUACCUCAGGAGAUAUAUGCCACUUUGCCACAUGAGCCCAUCAUACUUGAUAUUCUGGUACCCCACGAUGCAGCUCAGGUAGCCGAGACGACAAGUCUUUACGAGGAGGCUGAAAAGGCCGAUUCACCACCAGUCGCUUUACAGUCUUCCAUUAUUCUGGUUGAGCCAAAAGAGACUGAACUUUUAGUUGAGUGUCAGACAGAGGAAACUAUUGCGGAAGCAGUUGUAGCUCCAGACAUUGUUGAGACUUGUCUGGCGUCUGUGCCUACAGAGCCGUCUAGGCAUACUGCACAGCUGGAUCAGACAGUCUUUAUUGUGGCUGAACUACUUGAAGUGGAAGGAGUUUCCGAACUCAGAUCGGCAGGAGGAGUACCAAUACUGGCACCCCAUUCCGAACAAGAAGGGAUACCAGAAAUCCAAAUUAUGCGACCGGAGCAGAUGGCCCGUGAGAUCACAGAGCCGGUCUCGGAGGAAGAGACUUUGAUGGGCGAUUUCUACCCGACAGACGAGGAACAACCGAAGGCAGACGAAGUCCAGCCACUGCUUAUUGCUACACCAAUAAUAGCCAAAAAACCGGAACAACAAAUUCUGGAAGCCACAUUGGUGGAACCGACAAGCUUUGUAGAAGUUAUACAAGAGGUGGAUGAGAUUACAAAUGACACCCAAGAGGUCUCCUCUCCACAACCAAUUCAACAAGUGCACGUAUCCAAGCUGGAACAAAGAACUGUAGAGUCUGAAAAGCCUCAAGUGGUGCCUGUUGAUCUUGAAUUAAUUCCGGAAAUUUUGGAAACUGUGCCCGAAUAUCAGGCUUUGAUCCCCUCGGACGAGGGUGCAGAAAAGCCCGAAUGCGGGAAACCAGUUCAGCACGCUGAGGAAGGACUAAUGGGACAAGAAAUGCCUAAGAUUGACGAUCUGCCAUGUAUGCCUGAGGAUAUCAGUCCAGAAACCUCAGUUCUAGUAGCAGAAUCGGUUCAAAAAGCUGACACAACAAUGCUGGUGCAGCAGACACCUGAGAGCCGUUUGCAAAUAGUCAAAGACGCGUUGGACGAAAUCUCUGAAGUCACUGAACUCGUGGCUGAAGGUCUGCAGCUUCCGAGUGAAGUGGUGGACGUUGUGGUCUCGUUGAGUACAGAGACCAAAGCGGAGCUUAUCGACUCUUCGGUAUCAGCCGAAGAGGCAAAAGCAGAAGCCCAGGAACAGCCCACAGUCGUUGUCGUCCAGCUCGAUUUCGCCCCCGAAGAGACGGUUGUAGCGGCCAGUCCGCCUGUAGAGUCGAAGUCUCAGCCUGCCACUGUGGCCUCCAAAUUGGAACCGGGAAUUAGCUCAGAUCAUAAGCCCCUAACUUCCGUGGAUGAGGCCUUUGGGCCAGAGGUGAUCGAGGCGACCGAGAAGUUAACCGAAACCGAUGUUGAAAUUGCUGUUCAACAGGACUCGCCCGAGCUUCUAGAGCAAACAUCCAUCCAGGCAGAAUCGACUCCAAUGCAUGAGCAAGUCUCGGGGCUAGAUGUGCCCACGGAUGAGGAGAUACAGACUUCAGUUGUCAUGCAAAAGCCUGAGGCCCGUGCAGCGCCUGUGCUGCCGAGUGAAGAAGAGAUGCCGGCCACUUUGGAAGUGAUCGAAUCCACCGAGAUGGCUACUGCCACCAGCUCAGAAAUGGUCGCGGUAGAAGAGCAUGUUGAGCUAGAGGAGACCUCGAGGACUGUUCAGCUGCCCACGGAGGUUGCGGCUGUCGACCGGGAGGCGGCAAAGCCGUCAGUUCAGGAGUCGGCAACCAGCGAGCUUGAAACCAUCGGGACGGCGCAUGAGACAAUCGAGAUUCCCGACGUCAACUUAAUUAGUACGACUACACUAGCCGAGAUCGCAGAAGAGCCCAGCAGCCACCAGACUACGGUAGAUGUGCAGCAUCAGAUGCCGCCAGCCGAGACUGCAACCGUUUUGCCUGGUGUUGACAUUGGAGGAGAGCUCAUGGCAGCUGAGCUGAAGGAGACUUUGCUCUCUGAACGGUUGGGCGAUCUUCCUCUUGACAUGGCUAAGAUGGCUCCAACUGUGGUGGAGCAGAUGCUCCUGGCUGAGGUGAGCAAGUCGAAGCAACAGUUGGCCAAGUUGGAGCCGACUAGAGUGGAAACAGCCAGCACCCCUGCUCUGCAGGUGAAGCUGGAGGUAUUUGUGGAGACGACCGGCCCUCUGGAGCCCUCGGAGCCAACAGAAUCAGUCACUCUGGGCUCUAGCGACGACGGCGAAGAGGCGAUUGCUGGAAGAAUAGCCUCGUUGGGACCCAUACUAGAGACCAUCUCGGAGGAACUUUCUUUUGUUCAGGACUUACAUCAAGUGUCUGAGUUGAUCGAAAUCAAACACGGAGAGAUCUUACUUGAAUGCCAAGUGAUUGAACUGCCCAGCUUUGGCGUGCAAUGGUUCAAGGUGAGUCUGACUGUUUCGACUCUAUACUUCGUAUCGAAGAGUCCAAAUGCCUUUUAUAGCUCUAUACGAUUUCAUUAG